This is a messenger RNA of Clupea harengus (Atlantic herring), 3609 nucleotides long. Its product is annotated as stromelysin-3-like. Lineage: Eukaryota; Metazoa; Chordata; Actinopteri; Clupeiformes; Clupeidae. Gene Ontology annotation, cellular component: extracellular matrix. Gene Ontology annotation, biological process: proteolysis; collagen catabolic process; extracellular matrix organization. Gene Ontology annotation, molecular function: metalloendopeptidase activity; zinc ion binding. The annotation marks the transcript as partial. The transcript is spliced from 8 exons. The record is from RefSeq and is a predicted model, not a curated record.
CCUCAGGACACGCUCGAGCCCCACCCUCAGGACACGCUCAAGCCCCGCCCUCAGGACACGCCCCACCCUCAGGACACGCUCGAGCCCCAUCCUCAGGACACGCUCAAGCCACCUGUCUGGAACAGCACCCCCCCCUGGAAUGAGACGGGAGUCUUCAACCGCCCGCGAUGUGGCGUACCAGACUACCCAACACACCAGGGGGCGAUCAAGAGUAGAAGACACCGGCAGAAACGUUUUGUCCUCUUUGGAGGCCGCUGGGAGAAGACUGAUCUCACCUACAAGAUAAUGCGCUUCCCCUGGCAGAUGACGGAGGAGAAGGUGCGACGGGUGCUGCAGGAGGCUCUGAGGGUCUGGAGUGACGUCACUCCACUGACCUUCUCCGAGGUGCACACCACAGAGGCAGACAUCGUCAUCGACUUCAACAGAUACUGGCAUGGCGAUAACCUGCCCUUUGAUGGUCCUGGUGGGAUUCUUGCCCAUGCUUUCUUUCCUCGGACUCACCGGGCAGGAGACAUCCAUUUUGACUACGAUGAGUCCUGGACUAUAGGCAAUGAGAUGGGCACAGACCUCCUGCAGGUAGCCGCUCAUGAGUUUGGCCAUGUGUUGGGUCUGCAGCACUCUCUGGAGCCGGGAGCCAUCAUGUCACCUUUCUACAGUUUCUCUUAUCCACUGGAGCUCAGUGAGGAUGACAAGCAAGGCAUCCAAUACCUGUACGGCCCUCGGCCACAGGCUCCGCCUCCACCUCCACCACCAGGAAAUACAGAGACCAAUGAGAUCACUCCUCAGAUGCCGGAUGCGUGCCACACGGACUUUGAUGCAGUGUCAGUGAUUCGUGGGGAGCUGUUUUUCUUUAAGGACAGCUACACCUGGCGCAUCAGAGACGGCCGUCUGCAGGAGGGGUACCCCGCCCUGGCCUCCAGGCACUGGAGAGGGAUCCCCCAGCGCAUCGACGCCGCGUUCGAAGACAAAACUGGCAAUAUAUGGUUCUUCCAGGACCACAGCUACUGGGUGUUUGAUGCCGAGCAGCAGAUCACAGGCCCAGACUGGCUGCAGAGUCUGGGUUUACCCGUGUCCCCCAUCCAGGCGGCGCUGCGCUGGAGGGAGGGGGCUGAACAGCACACCUACUUCUUCCGCUCCGGGAGCUACUGGCGGUUCAACCCGCUUCAGAACCUAGUGGACCCAGCCUACCCCCGCAGCACCAGCCGUGAUUGGCCCGGCGUCCCUGAUGACAUAGACGCUGCGUUCCAGGAUCAGUAUGGAUAUGCCCUCUUCAUCAGCAGACGGCACUACUGGAAGGUUGACCCUGUGAACAGGAGGGUUCUUGAGGGCUAUCCCCGCCCGGUUGGCAUGGAUUUCUUUGGCUGCAGUGCGUCUUAAGGUUCCCCCGCUGCCCGAAUGAGACGGAGCCGUCGGUGCCAAGGAUUAUUUACAAGCCUGCUAUCACACCUACCCUGAGUUCUUUUUAAAGAGGGACUCAACUCUUAUCUCCUGUUAGCCAUGUCAUUUUCCUCUCAACAGUUUAAUGAGUUCUGGAUUAAUGAAUAAUAUUUUUCUAAUAAGUACAUUAAGUAAUAAGCUACAUUUAACAUUUACACCUGCCUUCACACCAAGUUCCAAUGGACAUUUACACCUGCCUGCCUUUACUCCAAGUUCAUUUACACCUGCCUUUACACCAAGUUCCAAUGGACUUCGUAGCAUAAUCUCCUUCUUCUCAGGAAUCCAGUGAAUUACGUACCUGAGGGGAAGCAUGUGGAAAUGUGGCGGUGCCUAACCCUGACCCCUAACCCCUAACCCUGUAUGUAUGUGCAAUUUCCAGGUUGGGUUGUGUUUCUGAAGUGAAAGGUUCCCUCUCUAAAUCAUCUUGCAAUCACCCAGUCAGAUGGUUUACUGACAAACGCAGCCUCAAAUGAGGUAACAGGAGGGCCUUCCCUCUCCUCAGCGGUGCUAAACUACACCUACACCUCCACCAGUACUACUGCAAGCAGGAGGGCCUCAACUACACCUCCACCUACACCAGUACUACUGCAGGCAGGAGGGCCUGACCUCUCCUCAGCGGUGCUAAACUACACCUCCACCUCCACCAGUACUACUGCAGGCAGGAGGGCCUACACCUACACCAGUACUACUGCAGGCAGGAGGGCCUUCCCUCUCCUCAGCGGUGCUAAACUACACCUCCACCUCCACCAGUACUACUGCAGGCAGGAGGGCCUACACCUACACCAGUACUACUGCAGGCAGGAGGGCCUUCCCUCUCCUCAGCGGUGCUAAACUACACCUCCACCUCCACCAGUACUACUGCAGACAGGAGGGCCUGCCCUCUCCUCAGUGGUGCUAAACUACACCUACACCUCCACCUACACCAGUACUACUGUAGGCAGGAGGGCCUGCCCCUCUCCUCAACGGUGCUAAACUCUUCCUAAUAACCAGGGACUCCACAGGUGAUUUAUCCAGGUGGAUUUCUGCUUCUCAUCAAGGAAGAUAACUCAGUGCUUAGUUAACCCUAGUUAACCCCAACUCUUUUAACCGUUUCUUGUUGGGCAACACAUUAUUUGUUGUUCACAAAAACGAGUGAAAACACAAUGAAAACAGAAACUGCUCUACCUGAUUCCAGAUUAGAGCCUUGGUGUGUCUUUAACCUCUGACCCCUAAGCCUGUUAACCUCUGACCCUUAACCCUGUCAACCUCUUCUGUGGGCUUAAACCACUUCUGUUAACCUCUGCUGUGGGUUUAAACCACUUCCAUGAGUUUAAAUCAAUUAUAUUGUGUAACUUGUCCAAUGCAGUCAGUGAAUUACUGAAGUCAUUUUGUCAAUUUGUAAACAUCAGUUUAUAGUUGUGCACCUCUGUUCAUAUUAUAUUUCAAUACAAUACAUUUUAAAUAUCUUCUUAUGACUGAAGUUAGUAUAAUACACACAGUGUGCUUGUGACAGUAGGUUAUUAGAGGUCAUUAGAAUGGGCCGCUGUCCUCAGGCUGUAACCUGGGUUACCCUAACCCCGACCCCUACCCCUGCUCGGAGGACACGUGAGCCUCAUGUCUCAACUGAUUGUGGUUCUGUAUCUUUAACAUGUGCAGAGUGUCACCAAGCAACUGCUGCUGGUUCUCAGUGCUGGCCACUGAUAGCAUUUUAUACCUUCAGCUCCAGUUCCCAUGUGUGUGUGUGUGUGUGUGUGGUCUGUUCUUUACCUUCAGCACCACUCCAGUUCCCUGUCUGUUCUUUACCUUCAGCUCCAGUUCCCUGUCUGUUCUUCAUCACACUGACCUCCACACCAGUUCCCGUGUGUGUGUGUGUGCGUGUGGUCUGUUCUUCACCUUCAGUUCCCUGUCUCUUCUUCAUCACACUGACCUCCACACGACACUAAUUCAUUUUGGUUGAAGUUUAGCUUUUGUUUAAAAAAAAACAAUUCAUUUAUUUCUGUGGGAUAUGAAAUGGGGUGUUCAAUAGCAAAUACAUGUGUGUGUGUGUGUGUGUGUCUGUUUGUGUGUGUGUGUAUGCUUCUGUUCUUACUAAGGAUAAACAUUUAAAUGGUGGUUUCAACUUAUUUCAUAUUUACUAUGUAAAUACAAAUGUAUUUUUCUGUACUGCAUUUUGGUACAAAUAAAAUAUUUACA